Pipra filicauda (Wire-tailed manakin) is the source of this 8768-nucleotide messenger RNA. RefSeq names its product solute carrier family 44 member 1 (gene SLC44A1). Gene Ontology annotation, cellular component: plasma membrane. Lineage: Eukaryota; Metazoa; Chordata; Aves; Passeriformes; Pipridae. The record is from RefSeq and is a predicted model, not a curated record. Gene Ontology annotation, molecular function: choline transmembrane transporter activity. Bases 115 to 2253 code for a protein of 712 amino acids. The transcript is spliced from 15 exons. Gene Ontology annotation, biological process: choline transport; transmembrane transport.
GCCCCGCGCUCCCUCCCUGCCGGCCUCGCACCGCGCCGCCGCCCCCGGGGGCGGGGGGAGUCGCGGCGAGUGGAUGCCCGGCGGGCACCGCCGGGGCACAGACCCGCGGACGCCAUGGGCUGCUGCAGCUCCGCCGCGCAGAGCUCCAAGCGAGAGUGGAAGCCUCUGGAGGACCACAGCUGCACAGAUGUACCAUGGCUGCUCUUAUUCAUCCUCUUCUGCAUAGGAAUGGGUUUUAUUUGUGGCUAUUCAAUAGCUACAGGAGCAGCUGCAAGACUGCUUUCAGGAUAUGACAGUUAUGGAAAUAUUUGUGGACAGAAAAAUGUCAAGGUGGAGGGAAUAGUCAACAGUGGUCUGGACCUUACACACAAGAAGUAUGUAUUCUUCUUGGAUCCAUGCAAUAUCGAUAUAGUACAUCAGAAAAUCAAGUCCCUUGCCUUGUGUGUAUCAGCUUGCCCAAGGAAAGAACUAAAAACUCUGGCUGAUAUUCAGAAAUUUGCAGAAACUAAUGGAUCUACUCUGUGUAGCUAUGAACUGCAGUCAUCAGAAUAUACUACAGACCCAAGGGCUGCCAAGUUAUGUCCUAAAUAUCCUGUUCCAGAGAGUGCACCUAUUCCAUUCUUCCAUCGCUGUGCUCCUGUGAACAUUUCCUGCUAUGCCAAGUUUGCAGAGGCCCUGAUCACCUUUGUCAGUGACAGUAGUGUCUUACACAGGCUGAUUAGUGGAGUUAUGACCAGCAAAGAGAUUAUAAUGGGACUUUGCUUGUUAUCACUAGUGUUGUCCAUGAUUUUGAUGGUUAUAAUAAGGUACAUUUCAAGAGUACUUGUCUGGAUUGUAACAAUUCUUGUCAUUCUGGGAUCACUUGGUGGUACAGGAGUCCUGUGGUGGCUCUAUGCUAAGAAACGAAUGUCUGCCAGUGCUCUCGAGACUCAAAUAGCCAAAGACAAUCUUCAGGCUCUCUUGAUCUAUGCCAUUGCAGCUACAGUCUUCACGGUUAUCUUAUUCUUGAUCAUGUUAAUAAUGCGCAAAAGAGUAGCUCUCACCAUUGCCUUGUUCCACGUGGCCGGCAAAGUCUUCAUUCACCUGCCACUGCUAGUCUUCCAGCCAUUUUGGACAUUCUUUGUGCUCAUCCUCUUCUGGGCAUACUGGAUCACAGUCCUGCUUUUCCUUGGUACUACAGGUAGUCCUGUCCCAAAUGAAGAAGGAUUUGUCGAAUUUCGGAUGGUAGGUCCUUUGAAAUACAUGUGGUGGUACCAUGCAGUAGGACUCAUCUGGAUCAGCGAGUUUAUCCUCGCCUGUCAGCAGAUGACAGUAGCAGGGGCUGUUGUGACAUACUAUUUUACAAGGGAGAAAAGAAAUCUGCCAUUUACUCCUAUUCUGGCAUCUGUUAAUCGCCUUGUUUGUUACCACCUAGGAACAGUAGCAAAGGGGUCUUUCAUUAUCACACUAGUGAAGAUACCACGAAUGAUUCUAAUGUAUAUUCAAACACAACUCAAAGGAAAAGAAAAUGCUUGUGCUCGCUGUAUGCUUAAAGCCUGCAUCUGCUGCCUUUGGUGUCUAGAAAAGUGCCUGACAUACUUAAAUCAGAAUGCAUAUACAGCCACAGCUAUCAACAGCACCAAUUUCUGCACCUCAGCAAAGGAUGCCUUUGUUAUCCUGGUGGAAAACGCUUUGCGAGUGGCUGCCAUAAACACAGUUGGAGAUUUUAUGCUGUUCCUAGGAAAGGUCCUGAUUGUCUGCAGCACAGGUUUGGCUGGCGUUAUGUUGCUGAAUUACCAACGAGAUUACACCAUCUGGGUGCUGCCACUCAUCAUUGUCUGCCUCUUUGCAUUCCUGGUUGCUCACUGCUUCCUUUCUAUUUAUGAAAUGGUUGUUGAUGUCCUUUUCUUAUGUUUUGCCAUCGAUACAAAAUACAACGAUGGGAGUCCUGGGAGGGAAUUCUACAUGGAUAAAGUUCUCAUGGAGUUUGUGGAGAAUAGUAGGAAAUCUAUGAAAGAAGCUGGCCGGGGAGGUGGAGCUGAGAGCAGAGAGCUAAAACCAAUGGUAGGUGCAGAUGAGGAGGUGGCGAUCCUCCAAGAGUUUCACUUUUACUUCUUCUCCCUCUUUGUCUUUACUGACUGCACUUCUUCAGGAGAAGUUUUUGUUCUCUGUAUCACUCAAGAUGUUCUGCUUUUUCUGUUUGUGAGCUUGCCUAUCACCUGGAUGGCAGAGUUUUUGUCACAGCUGAGACCAUCUCCUGUAAAAGUAAGAUGAAAGGAACUGUCUCAUAUGAAACAAAUGCAGUAUAUUUCAUUAGGAUUCGUGAGGCAUGCUAUGUGGUGUACACAGACAGCCCCAGUUGCUGUUUAGUCUAAAAAUAAGAUGGCUCUGAAAUUCAUUGGGCUAUUCUGACUUUAAUCUCUUCUCAGCCCUGAGAUGAACAAUUUUUGCUCAUGUUACAUUCACUGCAAAAGCCUGAAGAACACUACUGAGCGCAGCCAUUGUUGCAAAGUAGGACCAGGCAUUUAAAGCCCUCACCAAAUUAUCUUACACCAUGCCAAGGAAUUGGAUAGAGUGAUUCCUUUCAACCUGCUCAAAUGACAUUUCUCCCAGUUGUUUGUUUUUAUUGCGAACUACUUAUGUUGCUUGUCUCUUGUGUGCUCUUUCCAUCUCACACUGUCAGAUGCACAGACAGUGAACAAUGCAUCAUUUAUGCUUUUGCAGCCUGUUUUACUUAUGGUGUGCCUGUUAGGAAGGCAUUGCAUGUCUGAGUAGCCUGGAAUAAGGAACACUAUACGUGGUACAGAUAACAGAUAGGAGGAUAAGUUUGGAAGGUGGAGAACAGAGAGCGUAUAAUGGAGAGCCAGUCUGGGCAAGGUACGACUUGUCAUCGUGCAAUAUGAUUUUGUGAAAUAGAAUAUUUUUUUCUGCCAUUACUUUCUCAGAGCGUUUGGGGUCUGAGUCAUUUCCAUACUAUGGGGAUAAUUUUUUAACCAAAUGGAAUCUAAAUAAGUGUAUGCUAACAGAAGAAUUUCUUUUUUUUCAACAAUGUACAUGAAGCCAUUUUGCAUGAGCACUUUUUGAACAAGCUGGAAUGGGUUCCUGCUAUAGACUGAUGUGUAGCUUUGCGUGUUUUGCUAUUUCAUUAUGGCAUACCACUCUCUAGAUUUGCUUAUGCCUAAAUGCUGCUGUGUUUAUACAUAUGAAAAACUAAUUCUAUGCUCAUUUACUGUUUCUUCUGGGAGUAAUUCUAGCUGUUCAAACAGACACUAAUGUUGGGAUUUUCAGAGUGAUCCAAAUGCUGUAGAUGCAAAUGUGCCAUUAAAAAUGAUUGAGACUUUGGGUGUGCAAACCCUCUAGUCACAUGCACAAAAAUUUCAGUUCAAAAUUUUAUUAUGUAGUGGUUUUCCACUUACACUGUUGUUGGUACUAUCACAGACCGCUACUUAUACUUUUGUACCUGACUGCCUAAAGCUCGGAUGUGAAAAACCUUUAUUCACCCCGCCCCUUACAAAAGGGCAAACAGAGUUACCUGCAAGUCAAGGGUGGUGUUAUUCUUGUAGGAACUUGUUUCUAGGCACUCGAGCCUGGUACUGCCUGAAAGUCCUCAUAGGACUACUGCAGAAGAUGCUGAGCACUUGGGGCUCAGCAUGGGAGUCACCUGCUGAAUUACUCCCAGUUCUGCUGCUCAUGUGAUUGUUUUGUUUGGAACUGAUUGGGCCUUGUUUUCUCAAGUGGCUUUCCAUUUUUGGGCAUUCAGCUCCAGUUGAGUGGGUUUUGAAAUACUAGGGUCUCACUUCCUGAUGAGGAUGGGACACAGUGGUUACCUCCGUUAAAUUUCUGAUACCUUCCCCAAAGUGUCAAUAAAGGCCUCAGUUAUGUCUGGCAUAGAACCAUUCAUAAGUCUAUCCUGUAAUGGUAGUGCCCAUAGUCUCAAAAUUGCACGUCUGAAAAUGAGAUUACUACUACUAUUUUUCCUGUUCUUUUAGAAAUAGAAUCUCUACUGUCUUGCUUCAGUACCCUUGAAAUGCAGAUAUUUCUUAGAAUAUGACAAUUAUUUCUGAAAGUGAAACACCCUAAGUGGAGUUGUGCUUAAAGUAGGUAAUAAUAGCAGAGACGAGGAAACAUUUAGGACCUUCUGUUCUUGUAUCAGGGCACAAGAAAAAAAAAACAACAAACACCUUUUCACACUUUUUUCUUUAUGGCUUCCAGCGACCCCUUUGACUCAGUUUCUACUUGUCCUUUGGCAUUUGUCUAAGACUGUACUGUAUGACUUUGUUUUCUAGGCCUCUGGAGCAAGUUCAUCUUGAAACUAGCCAGCCAUAUUGGAACCCAUUGACAUUCCAAAACAGUAUAUAUAUACAUAUAUACAUAUAUAUAUAUAUAUAUAUAAAAAUAAACAGCCAAAAUCAGAGAAAAGGAACAGGGAUUUAAAACUUUUUUUAACAAUUAUUUUUGUGAAACAUGUACUCUUUUCAUACGGGUGGCUUUUACAAGCAGCUUUAUCAUUGUUCCAUUUCUUAAAUUAUUGAUUGUGGUCAUGGAAAUGUUGAUUCUUAUCUGCUUGGUAUUUUACAAUCUGGAGGAGGUAUCGUUGUAAAGAUAAUCUGAAAUCAUGACUGGGUUUAGAGACAGAUUUCCCAUGACAUUGCUAAUCUGCUGAGACUUUUACUUGUUUAGUUUCCUUUCAAUUUGCAUUAAAUUUGGGACAGUCACAUGUACAGAAAACCUUGAAAUCAAGAAAAGUCUUAAAUUUAGUUUUUCAGAAGGUGGUUUCAGUGAGAAUUCAUUCAGUUCAAAUCGGUUUGUAAGCAGUUAUUUUACUUUACAACCCUGGCAGGGCACAGUUUUGUUCACCAGUAUCAGACAUCACAAUAACCAACUCCUCAGGUAUUCAGGUGUGUGGGAGCCCUUGCAUCUCCUAUUAAACAGAACCUACAAAAUGGGGACAGAUAAUUUUUAUAUGCAAUCAACUUCCUGCUUUACCCUACUUGCCCCUCAUACCCGUUGCCCUCUAUCCUCCCCUUGAGUUCAGUAACCUCCUUCACACUUCAGCAGUGUUCCUUUGAAGGGUAUGGAUUCUGCAUAUGGGCAAUUGAAAUAACAGAUUGUUUAAGCUCAGUCUUAGCCAUACUCAUGAUUAAUUCAUGACUAGAUACAAAGAUGCUGAGGAGGGGAAGAGAAAUGAACUGUACUACUGUACAUAAAAAAGUACUGUAUGCUUCAUUUCAUUUAAUGCCAGAGAGCUCUGGGAGGUAGAAGGGAUCAUUCCUUGCCUGUUGUUUGAUCCAUAUAUGUAUGUACUGUAGUGGGUGGCUAAAAUGGGAAAGGGCAGAGAAACAUUUCUUUGGAAGUGUAGCUGCCAGGAUAGUUAUCUGAAGUUAUUAAAUAAUGACAAGAGAACAUGCUUUUUUAUUAUUAGUAGUAGUACAAAAUUUCUUUUCAGUCUGGAAGCUCGCCAGAUAUGAAUGCUAAUAUUCAAUUAUUCAACUUAUUGUAAUGGUAAAUGCUUAAGUGUAUUUGCUAAGAAUUCAUGAUCUGUCUAUGCUAUAUAUUCCUUUUGUUACAAUUUUUUUAAGAAAACUAUUUUUGUUAAUGUAAAGUUAAUAUUUCAGAGCAGAAUUUUUAAACUUAUUGCACUAAAUACAAGCUCUCUACAAAUAAACGAUGCCUCAAUGGUACAAUCACUCCAUUCAAGAAAAUCUUUUGAAAGAGAAAAGUCUUUCUACAGAAGCUUUGUAAUGGAGUAGAAAGGUAUGUCUAGGUAGAGACAUGCACAACUCAUGUUAUCAAGGUUUAGUAAAUAAGCAGUUAUUUGUGCUUCCUGUCAGAGGAUCAGACUUCCAAAUUGCUGCUGAAGAUUUAAAGAAUUAUGUAGUAUCAUGUAGCUAACUAGUGCUCUUAUCUUUUGGCAAUAGUAAAAUAUUUCACUUUUGCUUCCAGAAGGCAUUUGAUAACUUAAAUUUGGUAGGUUUUCUUUCGGUAAGCCAGUUAAAAGAAGGAUUUACACUUUUCAUAUCACAGACCCCAAACUAUGUGAGAGGUGUGAAAAUAAAGGUACAUGUAGAAAGGAUAGCUGCUGGGGAGGCAGAGAGACAGAAUUACUCAGUCCUGGAAGCACUUAGACACUCAUUUAAGUGAACUAUAUCAGUACCUCCACUAACAUCAGAAGGGCUCUCUAAGUAUUGAAGUUGUAACGUACACAUCUGUGUAAGUGCUAACUGGGCUAGAGCUUCAACCUAGGGAUUCAGACUGGAGCACUGGUGAGGCCUCUCAGUGCAAGUCAGAGGUCAGUCUUGCCUAGAAGAAGCACUGGAGCAGUCUUACUUUUGUGGAGAGGAGACCUUCCUGCUGUACCAGUGUCUAAGACAGCAGUGGCUCUCAACACCAAUAUUUGUGUAGAUCAGGAGGGUUUAACCACGCCAGAAACUUAAAAACUGGCUUAGAUGAAUCCUAGAAACUGGAUUCCAAGGCUAAAAGACUUAUCGAGUACCCAGUUGCUUCCAGAAAAAUUAAUUUUCUUCUCGUUUGGAGGCUAUUGGAGGUGCUUAAUCAAAGAAGCCUUGUAUUCUGCGCAUUUUGAUAAAAAAGUUCUGCCAUGACUGAUCCCACAAGUUUGUGUUCCCUGCUCACUGGAAGUCCUGAGUGGGGACUUUUCUCUGUAAUUGCAACUAGGACUGCAGUUGGAAACAAAUUUUGUAUUUUUGUAUUACUUGACUGUGCACCAUUUUUAUAGCAGUUUAUCCUGUCUUAAAAAUAAAUUUGUUUUAUUUACAUGGUGUUUAAAAGAUACAGGCAACACUUUUCUAUGGGUAGUUGUAAUGUUUAAGUGAGAAAUCUAUAUCAUUACGAAGUUCUUAAUAAAAUUGUGUGCACCACUCUUGAGUGUAUAUCUGGCAUGCAGAGCUUUUAAGUCAUGCCAAAAAGGCGUUCCAUCCACAUGCAGAUUUUCCAGUGUCCCUUUAAAGCUUUUGAAUGUCCUUUGAAGUUCAUUUGCAACCAAACUACAAGCUGCCCUCUUCCAGCCCUGUCUUGUGCAGGGAGAUAAGCAGAAGACAGAGUUCUGAAGAGACAACUUUUCAGGAGAAAUUGAGACUCUGCUUUCCUAUCCUAGUGGGGAUAGCGGAGUGAGAGGACACUUUGGCAUGUAAAUUGCUAUAGAGAUGUUGGUAGUAGGGGUGCUGGGCUCUGCCAGUUGUGAUGGAUUCAAUACUUUUUUUUUGACUGUUGGUUAUUAAAGCCAGUAUGUGGACUGCUUUGUGGGAAGCAGUCUAGACUAACUAGAGAGCGAUGCUGCAGCGAGAAUAACAAUGCAGGAGGAGCAAGAUGAGACAGCUGAAACAGAGAAAUCAUCUCCUUGGCAAGUCCAUUGAAUCAAGUACUGCUUGAGGACUGGAGAUUUAGACUGGACAAUCUGGGUUUAGAAACAAUCAGUGGGAUUACUAGUUCCCAGCCGUUGGUUUCCGCAGAUGGUCUGUAUCAUAGCCUCUGACCAGCUAGGUUACAAAGUGAAAAAAGUAUACAAUUCUUUAAAUUGCUAGAAUUUUUACACAUUAUUUUACUCACUGUUUUAUUUGGAAGUUGAACAGCAGUGUGUAAUCUUUAUUGCUUCUUCCAACCCUGGAGGAUUUUUUUUUUUUUUUGUUCUUUUAGGUCUCAUUUCUGUAUUGCUCUUUCAGUAAAGGAGUGCCAAGUGGCAGUGUCAGCUCCCCUUUGCCCCACUGAUCUUACCACAUUCCCUCUCACUUUCCUGAGGCAAUGAUUUAGGAUAUCACCUGGACAAUGAGAGGGGGAGUAGGUGCUGAGCUAAAGUCCUAAGAUAGGAUUUUUUUUUUAUGAUAUCACUCCAUCACUGUGUUAAAAGUGCAACCCAUCUCUUCCGCAGUUUCACUGCUGUUCCACAGCUAGGCUAAACACUAUGGCCAGCUUAGAAUUGCAUUUUCAACCUUCUUGUAGCUCCCAGCUGCCAAAAACAGGAUGGGGUUUUAAAUGUGGCCUUAGCUUGGCAUAGUAACUGAAGGACUUUCUGCAUUAGGGAGAGGGGAGAACUAGCAGUGAAAAACCCAGUUAAAAUGCUGUGGUGGGUUGACCCAGGCUGUCAUAUAAGCUGCUAUUCUGUUGCUUGCUCAGUCCCCACAGAAGGAUGGGAGAGAGCAGUGAAAGGACAAAAAGCACUGUUAUAAAGGCAGUUCAUUAAGUAAGAGGAAAAACGGAAAAAAAAAGAAAGAAACCCAAGUGAUACAAAGGCAGUCACCAUCUCCCACCAGCUGACAAUGCCCAGCCAAUCUCCAAGCAGUGGCUACUUUGGAACCACCCCAGUUUUAUAGCUGAGUAUGACCUUAUAUGUUAUGGAAUAUUUCUUCAGUCUGUUCAGAUCAGCUGUCCUGGCUGUCCACCCUCUCACCUCUUUACCCAACUCCAACCUACUCUGCUGGAGUAGCAGAGUGACAAACAGAGAAGGCCAUUCACCCUGUGCAAGCACUGCUCAGCAACAGGUAACAUUGAUAACAUUGUGUUAUCAAACACUCCUUUGGUUGCAGAUCUGUGACACAGCACCUUGUAGGUUGCUGUGAAGGAAAUUAACUGCAUCCAGCCCAACCCAGUACACAGGUCCACUUACCCAGUAGUUAAUCCAGGACUUGCUCCCUGCAUUUCUGUACAGCAUCUUCUCAGGGUGGUUACUUCUUUCUGAAAGGGCUUUUUUUGCAGCAGGCAAUUAGCCUGCUCCACAGUGCUCCCUUUCAUGGAGGGAGCAGGGGAUGUUAGCUCUUACUCUUUCAGCACAUAAU